This is a messenger RNA of Cordyceps militaris CM01, 1545 nucleotides long. Its product is annotated as serine/threonine-protein kinase BUR1. The record is from RefSeq and is a predicted model, not a curated record. The transcript has 6 exons. Lineage: Eukaryota; Fungi; Ascomycota; Sordariomycetes; Hypocreales; Cordycipitaceae. Gene Ontology annotation, cellular component: nucleus. Gene Ontology annotation, molecular function: ATP binding; cyclin-dependent protein serine/threonine kinase activity. Bases 1 to 1545 code for a protein of 514 amino acids. Gene Ontology annotation, biological process: protein phosphorylation.
AUGGAUUACGCUCCAAAUGGCGUGUCUCCUCGCUCUUUUGCCAUCACCCACCAGCGGCCCAAAAUGAGCUUUCGCGGCUGCUCCCGCAUCGGAGACUAUGAGCUACAAGGAAAACUCGGAGAAGGUACCUUUGGUGAGGUUCACCGAGCUCGAUCAAAGAAGACGGGCGCAAUCGUCGCCUUGAAAAAAAUCAUAAUGCACAACGAAAAGGAUGGUUUCCCCAUCACUGCGCUACGAGAAAUCAAACUCCUCAAACUUCUCAACCACGUCAAUGUCCUCCGGCUCGAAGAUAUGGCGGUAGAGCAUCCAUCACGGCCCUUCACACCGUACAUGGACCACGAUCUCUCUGGGUUGCUCGACAACCCCGCUGUACACUUCAAAGAGGGCCAGAUCAAGUGUUAUAUGCUUCAACUUCUGCAAGGCCUGGGUUAUCUCCACGACCAGCAUAUUUUGCAUCGAGAUAUGAAGGCAGCCAACUUGCUCAUCAGUAAUACCGGCAAUCUUCAAAUUGCCGACUUUGGUCUUGCGAGGCAUUACGACGGCAAAACACCGCAGCCGGGUCGGCCAAUGGGAGACGGCCGUCGAGACUACACCGGUCUUGUCGUGACCAGAUGGUAUCGUCCUCCGGAGCUGCUAUUGCAGUUGCGCCAGUACACAACGGCUAUCGACGUCUGGGGUGUUGGCUGUGUGUUUGGAGAGAUGCUUAUCGGUAAACCGAUUCUGACGGGUGAUAGCGACAGUCAUCAGCUCGACAUUAUUUGGGACCUGCUUGGCUCGCCGACAGAGGAAAACAUGCCUGGCUGGAAGAGUUUACCUGGUGGUGAACAUUUAUCGCCACGCCCACGUCCCGUCGUCAGAUUUGGAAGUGGCGCGAUAUCAUUGAUUAAAGAGCUAAUGAAGCUAGACUGGAGAACUCGCAUCAAUGCUGUGGAUGCACUGGAGCAUUCAUACUUCAAGAUGGCCCCGUUACCAAUGGAGCCACGCGAUAUUCCCACAUACGAAGAAAGCCACGAGCUAGAUCGCAGAAAGUUUCAGGAUCGCAAGGCAGCUCUCCCACCCGCCCCCAAGGGCGGCACAGUCGGCAUUGGGCCAGACGCCAACGGAGCGACGGCGGGCUUCAGCAGCGGUGAUGGCUAUGGUAGAAACGGCACGGCCAAUGGUCGAUUUCGUGGCGCGGACGAGCAUAGAAGACCGGCUUGGCAGCGCGAGCGCGGGCCACAACCACCAGGUCGCGGCCCUCCUCCCGAUAGAGGAGGGCGGGAGGAGGAGUACCGGGCCCGUGAUCGGGCGCCACCCAGAAACCGCCCAAGCGGCGUCCCAGGGGGGCAGAGGGUCGCCGCAGACAUGGAUUCAUAUAUCCCCAGCUAUGGGCGGGAUGAUGGCGGACGACGUAGAGACGACCGACCGCCACGCGAUGACCGGCGCGCACCCCGGGAAGACCGCCGGCCAGACCGCGACAGAGACCACCGGACUAGCAGAAGUAGGUCUCCCGGGAUGGAGCGACGCGAUCAUCGUGAUCGUGAGCGCGACAUGUACCGACGAUAG